AAUCAUGAUGAGUACUAAGCUGUGACAGCUCAGAUAAUGCAGGCCAAGUUUUUAAUUUCCAGGUGCAAUCACUUCACAUCUCCAUUUAAUCAUAUCAUAACAAAAAUAAAAAAAGGCAUAUAUCAAUCAAUUUUUGCAGUGUGAAUUCAAAUGAAUUUGAUCAAAUCAUAUAAUUGCAGGCAGAAAAGGAAAGAGAUGAAACAAAAAAGAGGGUUUCUUUGAGAGAAUAUUAAUGGUGAGGGGAAGAUAGGCAGAUAGGUAGAUACAUAUGCUUUAUUAUUCAAGUGGGCUGAGUGCAAUAAAUUACAAGGGGUGAGGGUAGGUCUACUAUGAUUUAUACUUCUCUGAUUAUACCUCUCUCUCUUUUCUGCAUUUCGCCAUUAUUUUUUCUCUCCCUCUCUUUCAAAUUUAUUGUGUGUGAAAUGAUAAGAAGUUGGGCAGUCAUUGUUAGCUAUAAAUCUCAUGUUUGCUCAUACAUAUAAUACACACACAUAUAUAUCUGUGUGUGUGUGUGUAAUGCAGCUGCAGGCAAUCAUGAUUUGGAUGUGCUGAAUGUGUGUGGAACUGUGUGCACCAUCUCAGCUUAAUUGCUCCUGCAAGAGAGAGAGAGAGAGAGAGGUCAUUUUCUGAGAUAGCUUUGCUGUUUGGUCUGUUUUUGGGGUUAUUAAGAGGAGUGGUCUGGUUUUUACCCACUAGUAAUGGUGCUCUAGUGUGUGCUCUGUGUUUUUUUUUUUGUCCCUUUUCUUUUCUAUCUCUGUGUGUGUGUUUUUGCACUGAAUGAAAUGGGAAGUGUUAAAGAAAGGAAGAAAGGGUUUUUUUCUUCUUCCCAAUCAUCUCCUUCUCAUCUUGUGGUGUUUCCCUCUCUUCUGCCAUUGUUCCUUGCCCUUCUCUCUCUAGAAUCUUGUGCAGCCAUUUCCUCUCUAAACUACACCAAACACACACAAGUUAGCAGCUUGAGACUUGAGAGGAUUCAGAGGCAUUUGGACAGCAUCAACAAGCCCCCUCUCCUCACCAUUCAGAGCCCAGAUGGAGAUAUCAUAGAUUGUGUUCAUAAAAGAAAGCAGCCAGCUUUGGAUCAUCCUCUUCUCAAGAAUCACAAAAUCCAGAAAAUGCCACCGGAAAUGCCGAAGGCGAUGAAAAUGGCGGAAACAGAUGGUGUGAGGGAAAAAAACGGCAGCAGCAGCGGAAGCGCGUGGCAAAUGUGGCAUCAAAAGGGGCGGCGCUGCCCGAAGGGCACCGUGCCGAUACGGCGGAGCACGGUGCAUGACGUGCUGAGGGCUAAAUCCCUCUAUCAUUUCGGCAAGAAAUCAUCGAGAUACGACGCGGCGACGGCGGCCGCCGGCCGCCGCGCCGACGCCCCCGAUGUUGUUAGUGGCAACGGCCAUGAGCACGCGAUAGCAUACACGACGGGAUCGGGAGAGGUGUACGGCGCAAAAGCGACAAUUAACGUGUGGGACCCAUCGAUAGAAGAGGUGAAUGAGUUCAGCCUCUCCCAAGUUUGGGUUCUCUCCGGCUCCUUUGAUGGCUCCGAUCUCAACAGCAUUGAAGCUGGCUGGCAGGUUAGUCCGGAGCUGUAUGGUGAUAGCAGGCCAAGACUCUUCACUUAUUGGACGAGCGAUUCAUAUCAAGCAACGGGAUGCUACAACCUCCUAUGUUCUGGAUUCAUACAAACGAAUAGCCGGAUAGCCAUCGGAGCAGCCAUCUCACCGGUGUCCUCGACCGGCGGAAAUCAAUUCGACAUCACCAUUCUCAUUUGGAAGGAUCCCAAAUUGGGAAAUUGGUGGAUGGGCUUUGGUGAUAGCACCUUAGUGGGCUAUUGGCCCACCGAGCUAUUCACCCAUCUAACGGACCGGGCCACGAUGGUCGAGUGGGGCGGCGAGGUCGUGAAUUCCCGGGCCAACGACCAACACACGUCGACCCAAAUGGGCUCGGGCCAUUACGCAGAAGCCGGGUUCGGAAAAGCAAGCUAUUUUCGAAAUCUAGAGAUCGUCGACUCCGACAACAGCCUAAGCUCGGCCCAAGACAUAUCAACCUUGGCCGAGAACACGAAUUGUUACAACAUCAAGAGUGCCUACAACAAGGAGUGGGGCACACAUUUUUACUAUGGCGGGCCUGGAAAAAGCCCGCAGUGCCCGUAAUCAUAAGGCGGCCCGGCCCGAAGUCCGAAUUCUUUGUUUAGCUUACUAAGAUUUGUAGAAUUGGUGCUAUUUCCAACCAUGUUUUUGCUCGUUUCGAUUUUCAAGUUUUGUAUGUGUUUGUGGGGAAGGAAAUGUAAUAUAUUAGCAUAAAACAGGUAAGGAAAUAGCUAUAUUUUAUUUCAAAAAAAGGUAAUUAUUAAUCGUAUAAAGUGUGGUUUUGUAUUUCUUUUUUGA
Salvia miltiorrhiza (redroot sage) is the source of this 2372-nucleotide messenger RNA. RefSeq lists its product as uncharacterized. NCBI's taxonomy places the organism in Eukaryota, Viridiplantae, Streptophyta, Magnoliopsida, Lamiales, Lamiaceae. Bases 783 to 2138 code for a protein of 451 amino acids. The transcript is spliced from 7 exons. The record is from RefSeq and is a predicted model, not a curated record.